AUGGCAGUCAUCGCAGUCGCUGGAGGAACUGGCAAUGUUGGCCGAACCAUCGUUGAGGCCAUCGUCGCUGCCGGCAAGCACGAUGUCAAGAUUCUGGCCAGAAAGGCCAAUCCUGAGUUGGAGAAGCAAGUAGGCGCAUCCAUCAUUGCUGUGGACUACGCGAACAUCGAAGCCACCACGAAGGCUCUUGAAGACAACAACGUGCACACCGUUAUCUCAACCAUCAACAUGAUGCCUCCGUCGGGUGAGGCGCCGCCGGAGAUUGAGCUCAUUCGCGCUGCCGACGCAUCCAAGACGACGAAGAGGAUCAUUUCCAGUGGUUGGGGCAUUCCUCACAACGAGGGGCAAGCCGGCAUGUUUCCGUCGGUCCCAAACAAGCUCAAGGCUCAAUCUUUCCUGAGAAAUGAGACCAAAGACCUUGAGCACACUGUGGUUCACAAUGGCUUCUUCCUGGAUUACUGGGGUCCUCAAGCCGAAAAGUCGAACAUGACCCCCGUCACUUUGUUCUUUGACAUUCCCGGAAACGCCGCCGCCAUCCCUGGUUCUGGAAACACACCCAUUGCGUUUACGCACACAAAUGAUGUCGCCAAGUUGGUAGCUGCGUCUUUGGACUUGGAGAAGUGGGAGCCCGACACGUACAUUGUGGGCGACAAGGUCACUGCGAACGAGUUUCUUCAGCUGGCAGAAACUGCGAAAGGCACUAAGUUCGACGUUGCUUAUGACAGCGUCGAGAAUCUGAAGGCUGGAAAGCCCACGGAACUUCCUGGACAGAUCCCGGCAUACGCCUUCUUCCCUAAGGAGGCUUACCAGGGUAUGGCUGCAGUGUUUGGACUGUGGUUUGACGAUGGCACUUUCGAUAUCCCGCCCGCUGGUCAAAAGACUUUGAACGAUGUUUUCCCAGAGAUCAAGGCCUGGACGGUCAAGGACAUCCUCAACAAGGCUUGGAAGAAGGCAUGA
Molecule: messenger RNA, 957 nt
Organism: Colletotrichum karsti
Lineage: Eukaryota; Fungi; Ascomycota; Sordariomycetes; Glomerellales; Glomerellaceae
Exons: 4
Coding region: 1-957 (318 amino acids)
Source: RefSeq, a predicted model, not a curated record